ACGAGUGACCCGGAUCAGCGUUCGUGGACGGCUGUCGUGAGAUUGGGGGUAGAGAGGAUCACACGGAUUUCACGGUGAUGUGUCCAAGCCUCUAUGAAUGCACACCAGUGGCACAGUCCUAGAAGCAGCUAGCAGGGGGGCGUUCCGUGGGCCGCUUUAGACCCAGCAAUCACAGGUCCUCCAGCAAGACACGCCCCCAGCCUCCUCAACACGGGCAGCAUGUCCUGCCGAGAUCGCACCCAUGAGUUCCUGUCUGCCUGCAAGUCUCUGGAAGGGAGGCAGAAUGGGAUCCAGACAAGUAAACCAGUCCAUAGUGCAAUCAGACAGCGCAGUGACUUCACUAUCAUGGCUAAGGGAAUUGGGAAGGACUUGAAUAAUACUUUUGCCAAACUGGAGAAGCUCACCAUACUUGCCAAAAGAAAAUCAUUGUUUGACGAUAAAGCCUUGGAGAUCGAAGAGUUGACCUACAUCAUCAAACAGGACAUCACCAGCCUGAACAGGCAGAUAGCUCAGUUGCAGGAACUGGUUCGCUCCCGUAACGGUCAGAAUGGAAGACACGUCCAGACACAUUCCAACACCAUUAUGGUGUCACUCCAGUCAAAGCUGGCGUCAAUGUCAAACGACUUCAAAUCAGUACUGGAGGUGAGAACAGAGAACCUGAAGCAGCAGCGCAGUAGGAGAGAGCAGUUCUCUCAGCCCCUGCUUCCCACCUCCCCGCUACACGCCACCAACUCCAGCAGUUCACUGCUGAUGGAGGAUGAGGCCAGGGAGUCCAGGGAUGUCUCCAUUGCCAUGGACCCACGCAGCAGUCAGCAGCUGCUGCUGAUAAAUGAACAGGACUCGUACAUCCAGAGCCGCGCGGACACCAUGCAGAACAUCGAGUCGACCAUCGUCGAGCUGGGCUCCAUAUUUCAGCAGCUGGCGCACAUGGUGAAGGAGCAGGAGGAGACGGUGCAGAGGAUUGACGCCAACGUGGAGGACACCCAACUCAAUGUGGAAGCCGCCCACGCCGAGAUCCUCAAGUACUUUCAGUCAGUCUCCUCGCACCGCUGGCUGCUGGUCAAAAUCUUCCUCAUCCUCAUCGUGUUCUUCAUUGUGUUCGUUGUCUUCCUCGCCUGA
Molecule: messenger RNA, 1119 nt
Organism: Megalops cyprinoides (Indo-Pacific tarpon)
Lineage: Eukaryota; Metazoa; Chordata; Actinopteri; Elopiformes; Megalopidae
Product: syntaxin-5-like
Exons: 11
Coding region: 220-1119 (299 amino acids)
Biological process (GO): intracellular protein transport; vesicle fusion; endoplasmic reticulum to Golgi vesicle-mediated transport
Cellular component (GO): Golgi membrane; SNARE complex; endomembrane system
Molecular function (GO): SNAP receptor activity; SNARE binding
Source: RefSeq, a predicted model, not a curated record